Molecule: messenger RNA, 1791 nt
Organism: Cryptosporidium muris RN66
Lineage: Eukaryota; Apicomplexa; Conoidasida; Eucoccidiorida; Cryptosporidiidae
Exons: 1
Coding region: 1-1791 (596 amino acids)
Biological process (GO): amino acid transmembrane transport
Molecular function (GO): amino acid transmembrane transporter activity
Source: RefSeq, a predicted model, not a curated record
AUGGGCGUUUUAGAAGUAUCUAAUAUAUCAUUACCUGUUGGUUUUGCCCUAAUAUGUUCUGCUUGUAUUGGUUCUGGCGUAUUAGUUUUAAGCUAUGGAGUGAUGCAAGCUGGUUUAGUUUUGGGAAUUUUCUUUAUGAUUUGUGCUGCUAUAGUAGGGUGCUUAACUGAGUCUAUUUACAUUGCUACAGCUUUCAAACUUAAAGUCUUUGAUUUGUCAAGUUUAAUUGCAGGAGGAGUUACAUAUACCGUUAUCCGAGAAAAAAGACAAAGUAUGAAAAAGAAGAAGAUAGCAAGGAAAUAUAUAGAUAAUCAUCGGAAAUUUCAUGAUAUUGAACAAGAUAGUUUUAAUUCGACAUAUUAUAAACCGAAAUUAAAUUCAACUAAUUUAGAAAACGAAGAUAUUAGACCAAAUUGGGAUGAAGUAAAUGUAAAUUCAAGGCUUCUUAAACAAAAUUGGACUGAUAUUUCGGAUAUUGAUAGUGGUAUGAGUGAUAUAGAAUGUGUUAGAAAUGUUUUAACUGAAAAUACCUUAUUAUGUUCUAAUUUUAAGUCUGAAUUAAAGAGUCGUAUUAUGCGACACUCUAAAAUUUUGAACUGCCUAAUAAUUGUAUUGAUUACUUAUUGUAUUCCAAUAUACUUUAUUUUAUUUGGUGAUUAUGUUGAAAAUCUAUUAGCUCAAGCUAUACAUAUACUCAAAAUACAUUAUCCAGAUUUUAGCUUAAGUUGGUACUUAAUAACAGUAAUGAAUUAUUUGCAAAAUCGUUCCGUUAUAUAUGGUCUUUGUUUUCUUUUUUCAAUAUAUCCAAGUUGUCAGAAAGAUGUAUCUAAGUUAGCAAAUUUAGGAUGGUUAUCAGUCACUUCUUUUUUUGUAUUUCUCUUAGCAGUUUCAUAUAGAUAUUUCAUUUCACCAUUUACUGGCCCUUUACAAUCAGAGUCAAAACCUUAUGUACUUGGUCCACACAUGGGUUUUUUAUCUGCACUAAAAGUUUUGAAUUAUGCAAUUUAUUGUUUUUAUGCUCACUUAAUUUGUGUACAAACUAUAACAUCAUUAAGGAAUCCAACUAUUAAGAGAGGGAUACAUGUAAUUAUUGCUUCAGGUAUAUUUAUAUUAUCUAUUUGUAUAUCUAUAAGUUUAAUGACAAAUUUUACUUUUGGUACAGCCUUAUUACCUAAUCCAACUUUAAACUAUUCACCAUAUGAUUCUAUAAUGGCAUUAGCUAGAUUACUUUCAGCUUUGACAAUGCUUACAGUAAUUCCACUACAUGUUGUCCCAAUGAUUGAUUCGUUUAUUAACCUUUGUUAUUUGGAUAUAUAUGCUGAGAAGCUAAUGUCAGAUAUUGAAGAAGCAAUGCUAUUAGUAGAUAAUGAGACUCUUACUAGGAAACUAAGUCAACAAAGUGUGAGUUCUUAUUUUACUGUUGUAGGAGAGGGAAGAGUAACUAGAUCAUCGUUUGGAGGUAGUAUAUGUGCUACAGAACGUUCUGAAAUACCGAAAACAGAGAAAUUUCUAAAGUCCUAUUCGUUCAGAGUAAUUGCAGCUAUAAUAUUCCUUUUAAUUUGUAUAACUCUAGCAUUUUAUGCAAAAAGUGCAGCUCAGUAUAUUGAACUAUUUGCUGGAUUCUUUGACACAGUCAUUAUUUUGUUAUACCCUCUUUACUUAUAUUGGAACGUAUGGAGACAUAAAAUGUCUAUGUUUGUUAAUGUAGUGAUUAUUGGUUACAUUGCACUCUAUGAAGUAGGAGCUGUUACUGCAGGAGUAUACUGCGUUUAUCAACACUUCUUCAGUUAA